ACAGCAAUUGUUGCGUAUUGCAAGCAGAAGAACUAGACAUUAUGUCUGCAAUCAGACUGUUAGCAGUCUUCCUUUUGCUUGCAUACAAGCUAUUACCCUCAGCAGCAACCAUAACUUUUACAGAGACUCCUCAAGAUGUACUCAUUGCUGUUGGAAGCACAGCAAGCUUUACAUGUCAGUUUACUUCAUCAAACUCUGCUUCUGUCCAAUGGCAGAAAGAUGGAGUCUCUCUUAUCCCUUCAUCUCGCAUCAGUUUCAAUUCAACAAUUCUCAGUAUUAGUCCUACAAUCUCAGGAGAUGCUGGGAUGUACACUUGUGUGGUUACUGACCAAGUUUUGCAGGUUUCACACAACAGGAGUGCUAACCUAACCUUUGCAUAUAUAUUGGACUCUUUUCUCAUAAGUCCCGAUUCCAUGGAUGCAAUGGCUGGCUCAGCUGUAUCACUCUUUUGUCUUCACAGUGGGAGCCUACCAGCUGCUCAGAUGAGCUGGGUUAAAGACGGUGCCACCCUCUCAAGCAGUGGUUCCAUUACUAUAACAACAGCUUUACUUCAGCACGCUACCCCUCCUCAAACAACCAGCUCAAUCGGUAUUAGUCCGGUUUCUGAUGAAGACGCUGGACAGUAUGAAUGUGUGGCUACUAAUAGUUUAUUACCUGGGUCACCAGUGCGUAGCAGUAUGGCAACACUUACCGUUUCAGCUGAACUAGCAUCACCUGUAAUUACGAAUGGUCCAUCGUCAUUGAUUUUAUUGUCUGCUGGGUCAACUGCAACAUUGGAAUGCUCAGCAACUGGCGAACCCAUUCCAACUAUCAGCUGGCAAUUUGCUGGUGCAAACAUUGAUACCUCAUUAAGCAAAAUAUCAGUCCUUAGCUCUGGCGGUAAUUCCACUCUGACUAUCACAAACUUUCAAAACAGUGAUGUUGGAGAUUAUCGCUGUGUUGCAUCAAACAGUCAAGGAACUAAUGUCAGCAAUAAUGCAACUGUGGAAAUAGCUUAUAUUGAGCAAUCAUUCCAGAGUCCACCUCAGGACACGUUUGGCUUGCUUGGUCAAGAUGGUAUUAUUGAUUGUGCUCCUCCUCAUAGUGUCCCUCCUCCAAUGAUCACCUGGUUCCGGGACUCAGUACUUGUUUCAGGAUCACAGUUCAGUGUUGCGGCUAAUGGGAGUCUCGUAAUAUCCUCAGCCACGUUUAAUGAUGAAGGAGAUUAUGUGUGUGUUGCUAAUAAUGAGCUGAUUGGGAUCACUAGGAGCAGCCCGUCAGCUCGAUUCUCCGUUUAUGUGUUUCCUACUAUUGAUACAGCAUCAGAGGAUUUGCAACCGUCUCAAGGUUCUAAUUUUACUCUCUUUUGCAAUAGCAGCGGUACACCACAGCCUAACGUGACCUGGUACAGAGACAACUCUCUCAUUUCUAAUGACAACCCUUCCCAUCUGAGACUGUUUGAGUAUUCACUGACUGUAUUUAAUGCUCAAGUGGUCGAUGAAGGAGCAUAUAGAUGCAUUGUUAGCAAUCCGGCAGGAUCUGUUCAAGAAGAUAUCAAUAUUGAUGUCAUUCCAUUUCCAGUGACAUUGGUAGAUCACACUAAUAUUGCAGUUACAGUCUCCUCUCCUGUCCUCAUUCCUUGCUAUAUACAAGAAGAUCCUUCCCUAAACAUCACUUGGACUUUCAACGGUGCCCAGCUAACCCUCCCUUUCCCUGGAUUCCAGCUCCUUUCCAAUGGCAGUCUCCUUGUUCAAACAGUUGCUCAUAGUCAGGAGGGUCUUUAUUCUUGCACUGGGACUAACACUUUGGGGGCUGCUAUGGCUAGUGUAAGGCUCGAAGUACAAGUUGCCCCAACAGUUAGUGUAUCAGAGAGUUCUCUGACACGUACACAAGGUCAAACUGUUCAACUUGUGUGUACUGUAACGGGUGAUCCUACCCCGUCUGUCCAGUGGUAUUAUGAUGGUGAAACUCAGGUCCCUAAUGCUUUGACACCUAAUGCUCAAUUGAGCUCAAAUGAUACAGUUUUGAGGCUAAGUCCAGUGCUAAAGAAAGAUGAAGGAGAGUAUGUGUGUGUUGUUAGUAAUAAUCAGGGUAGUGUGAAUGCCAGCAUAUCAUUGAUAGUAGAAGUUGCUCCUAGUAUAUCAGCUACUCCCAUCAGUCAGACAGUUCUUGAAGGAGAUAUGAGAACAGUAGAGUUCUCUUGUACUGCUCCAGGUGAUCCUCAGCCAACCAUAACGUGGUUCACUUCUAACAUGGUCGACGUGUUAUUGCUUGGAAAUGAUAGACUAGAGGUUUUGACUGAUUCCACUUUAAGGAUAACCAAUGCAACAGUUGAGGAUAAUGGUCAGUAUGUAUGCCAGGGUACUAAUUCAGCCGGAACUGCUUCAGCAACAGUGACACUCAAUGUAUACGAUGUUCCAAGUGUGUCUCUGUUGCCAUACCUGAAUGCAACUCAAGGCUCACACGUAACUCUUGAUUGUGAUGUGACUGGAUAUCCAGAUCCGGUUGUCACGUGGUAUAAAGAUGGCUCCGUUACAGUGACGAAUGACCAACUUACAAUUCAAAAUAAUAGUGUCAUCAUCAAUAGUGCACUCUCUACUGAUAGUGGAGCAUACACAUGUAGUGCUAGUAACAUAGCUGGUAAUAGAUCAGCUACUGUUGAGCUCACUGUGUUAGUUCUUCCACUUAUUAUUGUCCCUGAUCCAAUCGUAUCUGCUAACAUUGGUUCCAAUGCCCAGCUAGUCUGUAAUGCAAUGGGAGAUCCUACUCCAUCCCUUACUUGGUAUUACGGUUCCGUUCCCAUACCUAACCCCAGCUUCCCUCGCUAUUCAGUUGAUUCGAAUGAUACACUGAUCAUAUCCAAUGUGAUUCUUAGCGACGAGGGAUCAAUGUUUGUAUGCCAGGCAUCAAAUGAUGCUGGAAUUGAAUCAGCAACUGUCUCCCUCACAGUUAACAUUGCUCCAAAUAUUACUGCAUUGUAUCCUUCACUGACGGUAGUCCAGGGUAAUGGUGCUGUUCUCUAUUGCACUGUUACUGCAGGAAAACCUUUUCCUCUCAUUACAUGGUAUAGCAACGAUACAGCCAUAGCUCGGGAUCGGGCCGGAUUUCAGUAUAUAUCUAAUGGGCAGACUCUUGUCAUUGGUAACGUUAUGAAGUCGCAUGAAGACGUUUACACAUGCAGAGCAGUUAAUGUAGCUGGAAUCAGUGAAGACUAUGUCGACCUCACUGUGCAUGUUCCCCCUAGUUUCUCUCCUCCUCUUCCAGACAGCACUGGGAUUGAAGGCGAUGUACAUGUACUUGAGUGUCAAGUGGAGGGUGACCCAACUCCAGUUGUACAAUGGUCCCAAGGAGGACUUGUGUUUCCUAGCGGAAGCAGCCUAACAUUCUCUUCCCUCUCUCGUACCAAUGCAGGGACUUAUACAUGCACUGCUACCAAUAUAGCUGGAUCAGCAUCACAGGAUGUAAUACUGACUGUUUACUAUUUGCCUUCCAUAACUGCUUCUCCAUCUUCCAUAUCUGUCCCAAUAUCAACUAGCGGCUCCUUCAACUGUACAGCAACUGGUAAUCCUCAGCCAACAUAUCACUGGCUAUAUAAUGGACAGAUAAUACCUGGAGCAGAAACCUCUUCCUAUACAAUACCAUCGGUCUCAGCCACAGAUGGUGGUGUAUAUUCUUGUGUUGCUACUAAUAUUGUUGGAUCUGUCACAAGCAAUGCUACACUAACCGUCCUACUUCCCCCGUCCUCUCCCAGUGUAACACAAGUAGUAGCAACCGGCUCUCAUUCUCUCUCCGUUACCUGGACAAGCCCAUCUAGUGAUGGCGGUACACCAGUUACCUCCUACAUUAUCGAAUAUCGUCCAAGUACCUCUAACGAUAGCUACGGUUCCACUAGUGUCUCAGCUAAUAUACUGUCAUAUGGACUCACUGGCCUUCUCUCAUAUACAGAAUAUGAUGUGAGACUAAGAGCUGUUAAUAUUGCUGGCACCAGCCCUCCGAGUGAUGUGUAUAGUCCAGCUGUGAGGACCCACCCUGGCUCCCCUCUACCACCAAACAAUCUCACAUUUACGUUCACUCCUCCUUCCUCUGUCACAGUCAGUUGGGACCCUCCAUUGCAGUUUAAUGGACAGUUUGGAGUCUAUGAGAUAUUAGUCACUAAUUGGGAUGAUCCUACAUUACAAACUGAUAGAGUCUUAUUUGUGACAAUGUCAACAGUGACUGGUUUAUUGUCUGACGCUACCUAUCGUGUUCAAGUCAGAGCUGGUACAAUAGGUAUCAAUGGUGAGGUACUCUGGGGCCCGUACAUUGAGCUAUGGAUACUCAACGGUGAUGAGGUAUCACCACCAUCAAUGAGUACCACCAUUGCUCCCAUGACAACAACCUCUUUGGUUGCUACAACAACUUCAGUUGCUAUGACAACUUCUUCAGUUGCUAUGACAACCUCUUCAGUUGCUAUGACAACCUCUUCAGUUGCCAUGACUAUGUUGUCAGUUGCUCCAGCAACGUCUUCUCUUGCCACGGCAACUACCAUCAUGUCUUCAGCAACGACUUCAGCUUCUAUGUCCAGCAGUGUUUCCUCAUCACUGGUCAGUGUAUCAACCAGUGUGAUUAUGACUAGUUCUGGUAGCACUUCACUAGCAAGCACACCUACCAGUACUAGUGCUGCUUUGUCUCCUUCGUCUUCUGUUGGUUCUUCUCUCUCUCAGUCAGUUGGUUCUUCCUCUCAGCUCUCAGCUCCUGCUACUAGUGCUACUACACUCGUUGUAGCCACUUCUAUCACUCCCUCUACGACACUCGCUCUCACUCCAUCUUCAUCUCUUGCUACAAAUACUCCUUCAUCAUCUAUAGCUCCCUCUCCCUCCAUCUCUCCUUCUCCUCUCCCUGAUCCUCCUUCAGCUGCUCCAACAGAUCUCCAACUAAGCUCUGAGGUUGGUACUAUCCUAGCCCAGUGGUCCCUGCCAAUAAUGGCUGGAGAAUUUGAUGGUUUCCAUGUAUACAUCUCUCCCCCUCCUCCUCUCUCUGCUAACAUCACCCUACCCAUUACGCUUGAGUCAUUCAGUCUUCAGACAAGCAUUAGUGGUCUUGCUAAUGAAGUUGAGUACAAUAUCAGUGUGGCAUUGUUUAAUGAAGGAGGAGACGGGCCUUUGGUCACUAAUUCUAUUCAAACUCCACCAGGACCUCCAAGUCCUCCAUUAGGGGUUUCAGCUCAGGCCUCAGUUUUGUCCCGAGAGAUACAAGUCAAUUGGUUACCUCCUGAGAACAUUGGUGGAACACUGUUCACUUACUUUGUAGUCCUCACAAACACAAUUGAUGGGACCAUAUUCUCACAGACCAUAUCAGUCCCUGCUCCUGCACAGAAUUUUCCUUUUUCGACCAUCUUCACUCAAAUACCCGAUGGAUUGUAUGAGGUAACAGUUUCGGCUGAGAAUGAGAAUGGAAUAGGAUUACCCUCCGAUAUCAUCACUGUGUCAUUAUUUGAAAAUCCUCCAGAGAUGACAUCCUCAUCUGUCGUUGCUACUAGUUUAUCAAUGGGCAUGCCUCUCAUAUCAAGCACUCUCAUUGAAAUCAGUUCAGUGAUCAGUAGUGCUGUUCCCUCCAGUACUGUAGCCUCUUCAUCAUCAGUUGCUGUUACAAGCUCGUCAGUAGUAACCAGCAGUAGUGCUGCUAUGACUAGUUCAUCUGUUGCCUCUUCUCCUACUCCUUCGGUUACUCUACCCGAUCCACCUGUAGUGUCUCCUUCAGGUCUGAAUCUACUUGUUCCUUCUUUUGGUCAAAUCAUUGCCAGUUGGCAGAUACCACAAGGAGACUAUGAUGGAUUUCAUGUGUACAUAUCACCUCCAGUCUCUGGCCUGUCUCUCCCUAUUGCCCUCUCUCCUGAUGCCACUGUUCAUAUAUUCAAUGGACUAGAGAAUGGUCUGACAUACACUGUUAACAUAGCAGCGUACAAUGAAGGAGGGGAUGGUCCAUUGGUAAGUGAAUCGAUUCAAACCCUAGGAGGAGUUCCCGGGUCCCCUACCAAUAUUCAAGUGAUUGGGAACCCUCAGGCUGGCUAUAUUCAGGUCUCGUGGAGCCCACCAACUAAUCCAGCAGGAACUCUCUCAGAGUAUAGAGUGUAUGCACAAAAUACAGCAGACAAUUCUCCGCCAGUCACUGAGGUUGUUACUGUGUCUCCUAGUAGUCAAAAUGCUGAUUUCAAUGUGCUGCUAUUCGUCUCUCCACACGAAUAUACAAUAACAAUUGAGGCAGUCAAUCAGUAUGGUACAGGAGAUCUCUCUGCUCCUAUUAAUGUCUCACUCAUCAUUAGCACCAGCAUGAGUUUUUCAAGUACAUCAACUGCAGUUGCUACUUCUUCUUUCAUUGUCACCAGUUCUGUUAGCCUUACAAGCUCAUUCAUAAUGAGUUCAUCUAUAGUAAUGCUGUCUUCUUCAUUAGCUGCUCUAUCUUCAUCUUCGCUCUCCUCUCCUUCACCAUCAAGCAUUGCUCCUACAGUUAUUGGUAGUACUGAAGCAGAGCCCUCAAUCUCACCUAGCAUAAUAGUAGGGACAGCAGCUCCUAGUCCUAAUGUAGCAGCUAUUGUGAUCCCAGUGAUCCUGGUCAUAUUGAUAUUAAUAUUAGUCAUAGUAGGAGUAAUGGUACUGCUGUAUUGCUAUAGGAAUCCAAGAAGGAGAAAAAUGAUAUUUAAAAUGUCUCCAUCUACAGCUGAAAUGAGCUAUGAAUUAAUGCCUGCUCCCUUGCCAGAGAAAGGCUCCCCACGUCAGUACACAGUGACUUCUAUUGACAAGAAAUCUCCACCUCCUCCUAAACCUGAACCUUAUUCAAAAUCUUCCUCACCUUCCCCCCCUCCUCUCUCUGAGGAUCAAACAGAGCGAGAGGCGCUGGAGGAAUCAUCUUCCUCUGACGAAGAAGAAAGAAAGAUGAGACUAAAGAAACAAGAGCUUGAAAAAGAGAAACAAGAGCAACCUCCAGUUGUACUUCGUAAACAACAACAACAACAACCAGGAGCACAGAAACAACAACCUGGACCACAACAAGGAGGAGGAGCACAACAACCAAGACAACAACAACAACCAAGACAACAGCAACAACCAGGACCACAACAACCAAGACAACAGCAACAACCAGGACCACAACAACCAAGACAACAACAACAACCAGGACCUCAACAACAACAACCAGGACCACAACAACCAAGACAACAAGGAGGAGGACCACAACAACCAAGACAACAACAACCAGGAGCACAGCAGCAACCACGUCAGCCUCCACUAACAAAGAAAGAACAAGAAGCUCUACGGAAGCAACAAGAGAAGAGACAGAAAGAGCUAAAGAAGAAACAAGAAAAGAGACAAAAAGAAUUAAAGAAGCAACAGGAGCAAAGAAGAAAGGAACUAAUAAAGAGACAAGAGCAACAAAAGAAGCAGAGACAAAUAAUGAUGCAGCAGAAAUACAAACAACAAAUGCAACAACAACAAAUGAGACAACAACAACAAAUGAGACAACAAGGAAGACCACAACAACAGGGAAGACCGCAACAACAAGGACAACAAGCAAGACCCCAGCAACAAGGAAGACCACAGCAGCAAGGACAACAAGGAAGACCACAGCAGCAAGGACAACAAGGAAGACCACAGCAGCAACAACAGCCAGUUCGUUAUGCACAAAUGCCUAAAGUAAUCCCAGAAGGUGAACAGGAGCAGCCAGUAAUACAGAUACAACCGCAAAUAAAGAAAGAUGAAGAUGAGAAAGAAGUAGAGAAGCAAGAAAAGGAGACUGAAGAGACAAAAGAAGAGGGAGACAGGACCUCAUCUCUACUGGGAGAGUACUCAAUGCUUGACCAGCAAUUCAUGGACGUUGAGCCUGUACAGAUUCCAAUGGACACUCCACUAAUACCACCCAGCUCAAAGGCACCCAGUGAAACUAGUGAAGACACCAUUCGCAGACCCUCCUAUGAUCCUGGAGAAUACUCUUAUGCUGAAUUAGACUCAAUCAGAGCAAAGAAAGCUGCAGCAAGAGAAGCUCAACUUAGAAAAGAACAAGCAGGAGGAAGAGGAGGAGGAGCAGUAGGAGGAGGAAUGGCUAUGAGAGGUAGAGGGGGACCCGUAAUGAGAGGAAGAGGAGGACCAGUGAUGAGGGGAAGGGGAGGAGUCGUAAUGAGAGGAAGAGGAGGAGUCGUAAUGAGAGGAGGAGCUCCAAUGAGAAGACAAGAACCAGAAAAGAGGCGGAGUUUUCUCUCUCGCCUGACAAGCAGUGAACCAAAACAGGAGAAGCGGCUAUCACGAUCAAGUCAACUAAGUGGACGAGGUCGGGUUUAUGGUGGCACCAUGGGUAUGAUGAAGAGUUCUGAUGACAUUUAUUAGAUGAAAGAACAGACAGACACACACACAUGUACACGUUAUAUAUAUACAGCAAGCAGGAACAGUACCUGUAAAUUAUAAAACAAAUAAUUAUUAUUAAAUAAUAUUUUUCCUAUUUUUUAAAAUAUAAUAACAAGAAUAA
This is a messenger RNA of Amphimedon queenslandica, 8472 nucleotides long. RefSeq names its product mucin-3A-like. Gene Ontology annotation, molecular function: cell-cell adhesion mediator activity. The record is from RefSeq and is a predicted model, not a curated record. Gene Ontology annotation, cellular component: plasma membrane; axon. Gene Ontology annotation, biological process: dendrite self-avoidance; homophilic cell-cell adhesion; axon guidance. The coding region runs from base 42 to 8333 and encodes 2763 amino acids. The transcript is spliced from 30 exons. Lineage: Eukaryota; Metazoa; Porifera; Demospongiae; Haplosclerida; Niphatidae.